Messenger RNA from Cyclopterus lumpus (lumpfish), 1154 nucleotides. RefSeq names its product dynein, light chain, LC8-type 2b (gene dynll2b). Gene Ontology annotation, cellular component: cytoplasmic dynein complex. The record is from RefSeq and is a predicted model, not a curated record. NCBI's taxonomy places the organism in Eukaryota, Metazoa, Chordata, Actinopteri, Perciformes, Cyclopteridae. Gene Ontology annotation, biological process: microtubule-based process; cilium assembly. Bases 216 to 485 code for a protein of 89 amino acids. Gene Ontology annotation, molecular function: dynein light intermediate chain binding; dynein intermediate chain binding. The transcript has 3 exons.
CUGGGUGGAAAUAAGAUGCCGGCAGUGUCCGCAAGUAAAAAACGCUGUCAUCAGGGUGGAGGCCUCCCUCCAGCCAAUCAGAGAUCGGAUGUGAUGUGGAGGGCGGAGUAAAAGACGCACGCUUUCUUUGGAUAAAUGAACGGAAAACUGUGCAGCUGCCCGUAACGUACAACUCUUGACAAUUUAACUUCGCUGAGAGACGUCAAACCGCCAAAAUGACUGAGAAGAAGGCAGUGAUAAAGAAUGCAGACAUGUCUGAUGAAAUGCAGCAGGAUGCCGUGGACUGUGCCAUGCAGGCUAUGGAAAAGUACAACAUUGAAAAGGAUAUCGCUGCCUAUGUCAAAAAGGAGUUUGACAAGAAGUACAACCCCACAUGGCAUUGCAUUGUUGGGAGGAACUUUGGCAGCUACGUGACGCAUGAGACGAAGCAUUUCAUCUACUUCUACCUGGGCCAAGUGGCCAUUCUACUGUUCAAGUCGGGCUGAAAUCCAAACAUGCCCCCCGAAAACUACUUUUAAUUCAGCCCUUAAUACUACUUCUGUGCCACUCUGUUCAUUUGCUACCACCUUUCUGCAGAAAUGCCUACCUCAUGGUUUCCUGUUUGCUUCAGUUUGUUAUUGUGUGCCACCUUCAACACUAGCACCAUCGGUGGAUUGCGCUUUAGUCAUGCCUGGACUGGUGAUGUGCUGAUCAUAGAACAUGUCAAUUUAUAACUACUCUCCAUUCCAGCACUCAAUCAGUGUUUUUGCAUCUGCCAGACUUGUGACUAAUGAUUUCCGUAUAUUAUUUUUGCUGUGCAUUGAUGCACGGACCUUGUACAUUUUUUCAUAUGGAUAUGUUGUAUAAUAACUUAUUUUUCAUGGAAUUAAAACAAGUAACAGAAAGUUUUUGUUGAAAUGAUUUUUAAUUUUCAGUGUUGACUGAGAUUGAAUAUAAAUUUCAAGACUGUUGCUUACAAUUAAAAGAGAACUACAUGCCAAGAGAAUUACGGUGUUCUACAUGCUUUAACAUUCCUGUUUCCACUUCAAUUGUGAAUCUUUACAAUGUUAGUGCUGUAUAUCUCUGGAAUGUAAUUUAGUGUGCAGUUUGGUAUUGUACAAUUUUCAACAUGUUGAGCACAAAACGACUGACGCAGUAAAUUGGUUCAAAAUGUG